ACCAAACAUAAAGAACUGCCGACAUUUCUGGGUCACACGUAUACAGUGUCACACCCCUUGUGGUGGUGGACGUUUUUUUGAGACUCUGUUCUCUUGUUCAUACUCUGUUGAGUUAAAAGAGAGAGAGAAACAAUGUUCGCCCUCUUUAACCAUCAACUGCCCCCUUCCCUUCUAUUCUUUUAUCAGCCAGGUGCUUUGUUUUUUCUGUUCCCACUUAUAACUCAUUUCUCUUGAGAACAACACAACAAACCAACCUUUUUACUGUGAAAAAAACUACCUUUACUGGUCUCCUAUACAUACAAAUACACUCCACUGCCAAUCGCAAAGCUUCCACUUUUUUCUUCUGGGAUCUCCUGCUCAGUGUUCUUACAGAUUGGAAUUGCCGGUUCCUGCUGACAAUUGAAGGAUACACACUCGUUUCAGGACUUGAACAUGUUGAAGCAGUCAUCCAGUAGAAACCUGAGGUCCAAAGGCUUUAAGGUAAAGCAUUUCAUUCAGGUAUUUCUGUUGCUUGCCAUUGGCGUCUGGUUGGUCAACCAGCUCAAGCAUUCUUACCAUAAGAAGGCAGGAUAUGAGGAUAGUACUGGGAAGAUCUCAGAAGAGGUUCGAGGCGAUCAUGAAGUAGUAAAACUUGGGAGGAAAGGCCUCCAUCCUCGGGUAAGGGAAACAGAUUUAGAGAUUGAAAAUCAUGAAGGUAAAGCAGAAUUGGAAGAAGAAAUCGAAGAAAUUAAACCUGGAGAAAUUGAGGAUGAAGGAAGUGGUGGGGAUGAAGAAAUAGAUGGACAUGAUCAAGUAAGAACAGAAGAGGAAGAAACUGAGGAAGUAGAGGAUCUCAUUGAUGUAGACGAUAAGGAAAGGGAAGGAACAAAUGAAGAUCAAGAGAUUGAAGAGAAGGGCGAUCAACUUGAGGAUGUAAGUUCACUAGAUGAUCAAACCCAAAAUGAAGGCGAAAGGAAUUUACAACAGUUAAGAGAAGAACAUUACAGGGGAGAUGAUGCAUCUAGCUCUGUGAUGCAGAACUCCCUAUCAAUAAUCACACAACUUGGGAUUGGUGGUCUGAGAAAGAUUAAGGAAAACGAGAUAGAUAAUGCAGAACACAUAAAAUUAAAGCAAGGGUAUAAAAGCCAUGGCGAUGAGGAGGUUGUUUUUUACCCAAUCAGGUCAGGUCCAUACGGAAAUGAUGCAAAAGAUAUUUCCCGUUCAUUGAUUGAUGAUCAUAUUGAUGGAGGAGGAGUUUUAGGGAAAGCCACGGCCUCUCUUUCUAUGAAAUACUAGAACGGGUCAUGAAGCUUGAUGCAAAUGCUGCAGGGAAGCCUCCAAAUCGUGAGCUAGAAUAAUGAUAAAUAAGCAGGAGCAUUUAGGAUAUAUACUUGUAUGAACCAUCAGAGAGAAUGCAGAGAAAAAGAUCUGCAUUAGUUAGUGACUGCUAGUGAGGAUGUAGGUGCUCUUUCCUUCUGAUUCCUCCCAAGGUGCUGAGGAUCAGCCUGUCGUCGCUACAUAGCGGGACAGGAAGCAAGUUAUUUGGUGUGGUUAAAAUAUCCACCCUCUGGAAUUGGGUGAUUUGAAGUCCUAGACAUUCUGUAUUCAUGUAUUCUGUAGCCUAGGGGGAGCAAUUGUACAUACAUGUUUCUCUUUGUUUAUGUCUUUAAAUUCCCUUA
Molecule: messenger RNA, 1658 nt
Organism: Populus euphratica (Euphrates poplar)
Lineage: Eukaryota; Viridiplantae; Streptophyta; Magnoliopsida; Malpighiales; Salicaceae
Product: YTH domain-containing protein 1-like
Exons: 2
Coding region: 433-1275 (280 amino acids)
Source: RefSeq, a predicted model, not a curated record